AUGGGCAAGAGAGGGAGGAGGGAGGAGGAGCAGAGGCAAAAGCAGGAGAAGGAGGAGCAAGGGCAAAAGCAGGAAGAGAAACGUAACGGAAAACAGGAGGAGGAGCAGGGGCAAAAGCAAAAGGGGGGGCAGGGGCAAAAGAAGGAGGAGGAGCAGGGGCAAAGAGACAGAGAGUGGCACUCCUAAUCAGCCAAUCUCAGUCUCUUUGGUGCAGGCGUCUCCUCCUCAUCACUGUCCUCCCUCUGCCGCCGCCUUCCCCUGACAGAGGAAGCAGGAGAAGCAGCAGGGGAGGAACCAGGAAGAGAAGGAGAGACGUGAGGAGAAGCAGAGGGAGAGGAAGGAGUGAAGGCAGAGAGGGAAGAGACAGAGGAAGAAGAUGGAGAUAAAGGAAGGAAAUCAGAGGAAAAAAAAGGAUAAGAGAACAAAGAGAAGUAAGAGGGAGGAGAAGAGAAUGUAGGAGAAGGAGGAGCAGGGACAAAAGAAGGAGGAGGAGAAGCAGGGACAAAAGCAGGAGAAGGAAAGUAACGUAAAAGAGGAGGAGGAGGAGCAGUGGCAAAAGAAGGAGGAGGAGGAAAAGGGGCAAAAGCAGGAGGAGAAACGUAAAGGAAAACAGGAGGAGAAGCAGACAAAGAGGAAGCAGAGGAAGGAGAAGCAGAGACAGGGGAAGAAGAUGGAGAUAAAGCAAAGGGAUCAGAGGAAGAAGAAGAAAAAGAAGAAAAAUAAGAGAGGCCAGUGGGAGAAGGUAGUGGAGGAGAAGGAGGAGGAGGAGGAGCAGGGGCAAAGGCAGGAGGAGGAAUGUAAAGGAAAACAGGAGGAGAAGCAGGCAAAGAGGAAGCAGAGGAAGGAGAAGCAGAGACAGGGGAAGAAGAUGGAGAUAAAGCAAAGGGAUCAGAGGAAGAAGAAGAAAAAGAAGAAAAAUAAGAGAGGCCAGUGGGAGAAGGUAGUGGAGGAGAAGGAGGAGGAGGAGCAGGGGCAAAGGCAGGAGGAGGAACGUAAAGGAAAACAGGAGGAGCAGCGGCAAAAGAAGGAGGAGAAGUAGGAGGAGAGGCAGGGAUAAAAGCGUGAAGAAAAAAAGGACGAAAAGCAAGAGAGGAAGCAAAGGAAGAAGCAGGAGAGGAAAGAAAGGAAGAAGCAGGAGGGUUAGCAGGAGGAGGAGCAACAGUGGCCGCAGGAGCUGCAGCCACAGCAGGAGGAGGAGCAGCAACAUGAGGAGGAGCAGGAGCAGCUGCAGGAGCAGCAGCAGGAGCAGCGAGCUGGAGGGCACCUCCUGAGGGAGGAAGUUUUAAAGGGUCAAAAUCGGUGCAUCCAUAAAAGAGAAUGAGACAUCAUGAGGCCUACAGGAUCAUUCAUGGUAUUCUGCUGUUUGACUUUUUGUGACCCCUUAUCAACGAUAACUGCAGUUAAGAUGCUGAUUUGUUACACCCAUUCUCUUCCUCGUAUACAUAUUGUGUAAAUAUUUUUUACAGUGUAUUUGUAAGGGGGUUUUUGAGUUUGAGCGCCUUCACUUCCGGUAAAGGGAUUGUCCGCAUUUACCGAGUCUGCUAUCUGUCAGUGUAGUGGCAGAAAUAAUGGCUACCACACAAUCAAUUAUUGGCUGUGUCUGAAAUGAAUCACUCAAUCCCUAACCCCUAACCCCCAUAUGAGGUUUCAAAUAUAAUUGACUAUGUAGUGAACUCAAUCACUGGAGGUUUUGGACACUACAUGGCAAGAUGCAAUACAUGACAGGAUGCCCACCACCGGUGAGUGACCAUCGGAUGGUCACUACAUUUUGCAAUGCUUUAUGGGAAAUUUUGAGUCGCCUAUAUGAGGCACUGGAAUUGAUCACUUAGGUUUUGGACACCCCUCAAAAGGGCGCUAACCCCCAUAUAGUCACCUAUAUAGGGGUUAGGGAUCUAUUUUGGACACAGCCAUUACUAUUUUGAGUGUCCUUUAAAAUUUGAAACUCCUUUUUGUCUUUUACUCAAAGACGCACAGUCUGGGUCAAUGACGUGAUGCCUAAAUAUUCUUUCCGGCUGUAUUUUCUUUAAGUUACAAAAAGAUUUAAAUAUUAAAAAAAUAUACUAUAUAUGUGUAGUAUCUCUCUUAUAUAUGUAGUCACUUCAACUUUUCAAAAAUCAGGAGUUAUUUAUAAUUUUUCUGAACUUCAAAGUGUCAAAAUAUCAUGUGGUGCGACCGUCCAGCCAUGACUUCUGUUUUGAAAACUUCUUUGAAAUUACUCCUAAUCUAUUACAAUUUAUUUUCUGCAAUAUUUGGCAUGAUUUAGAAAGUGUUUUGUAUUCCUGUACAAAACUGCAAUGCUUUUGCAGUUAUAUCGUUUUCAUAAUGUGGGUCAAUAACGUGAUGCCUAAAUAUUCCGUCCGGCUGUAUUUUCUUUUAGUUACAAAAAGGUUUAAAUGUAAAAAAUAUACUAUGUGUAGUAUCUCUCUAAUAUGUGGAGCCACGUCAACUUUUCAAAAAUCAGGAGUUUUUUGUAAUUUUUUUUUUUACUUCAAAGUGUCAAAAUAUCAUGUGGUGCGACCGUCCAGCCAUGUUUAGAAAACUUCUUUGAAAUUACUCUUAAUCUAUGACAAUUUAUUUUCUGCAAUAUUUGGCAUGAUUUUCAAAGUGUUUUUUUAUUCCUGUACAAAAUUGCAACGCUUUUGCAGUUAUAUUUUUUUCAUAAUAUACAAACAAAUUUUGUCCGAUCAUGUCCAUUUCAUUAAAUAUCAUGUGGUGCGACCAUCAAAAAAUGACAAUUUUUGACACUUCUAUCCUGAAAUCUACUCAAGGACAGGAAGUUGCAUCAUUCACCAUUUUGUCAUAGAGCUAUGGAAGCAGAAAGAGGGUUGGUGGCGCUCUCAUUUCUUAAAAAAAAAAAAAAAGACCUUUUCAACUACUGUAAUGGCAUUGCCACUUUUGGAUGUCAUGAGGUAUGACCUCAAAAAAAAACAAAAAAAAAAACAGUUAAUUUAAGUUAUUUCCACAAAUAUGUAUUUUAAUUAUAAAUUUCAUAGUGACCUUUUGUGGGAAGCUAGUGAGCUUUGUUUAUGUGGCUAAUCCUGUAUCAAUAAGAUUUGACUGAACUUGAAAAUGUCAUGCAGUGCGACCAAUUAUCAUGUGGUGCGACCACUGCGGAUUGUUUUCCAUCAUAAAUAUAUGCCCCAGAUUGGCAGUAUUUACACUUUUUAUAUUCAAUUGAUGAUUGAUAAACACUAAGUACUUAAUUUUUAGAAUUAUUUUGAAUAUUUUUUUGUUAUUUGAUGAGUCAUUUUGCAAAUAUUUCAGAAAUAAUGGUUAGUUCAUCUUUGUACAAAAUAAAAAAUAUAUAUAUUAAAAGCAUGCCAUUUUCACUUCACAGGUAUUUAUGCUGUUGUUAGCAAUUUAUUAAUUUUCAUGUAUCAAUUUAAGUCAUUUUAAUUUAUUUUACCAGAUGCCACUGCCAAGCAAAGUUAAAAGCGCUCGCCAUAGGCAGCAUGUCAACUCUGACCCUGCAGCAUGUUGUUCAUGCGAGGACUGGUCAAAGAUUGGGCAAAGUUUAAAAAGGCCUGAGGCCUGUACAACGAAGCUGGAUUUGAUCUUAGCGAAAUAACUUAUGGAAUAACUGGGUUUACCGCUGAUGAAGGUGGAUUUCUUUCUUUUCAGGUCUGUUGCCCCGGUAACUUACACGGAAUACCAAACCUGCUCCGGAGCAGGUUAUGUUUCAGGAUAAGAUCUCAGCAGGUAUAAAAGACCGCCCACUGACCAAUCAGAUCUCUUGGAAAAUGGCUUGCCCACUUUUGCCGGAUCCCGGGGACAUUGUUGCACGGAUAGUGAGAGGAGCGCUUCGCCGAGAUCGUUCAAAUCUGUUUGAUUUACCUGAUGAGGUUCUCUAUGAACAUUACAGGUUUUCCUCGGAUGGCCUCAAUAUUCGGGUAGCAUUAGGUCGAAGCAGUGCACUAAUAUUUGCCAAGCUCCAAGUUCCAAUUUCAUGCAGCAUAUCGGUCAUCAUUCAGAAUUUAUUGAAGCAGAUUAGAAAACUCCUCUUAACUCCAAAUGUGUCUGCAGAUGACAUGUGACCAUCAGAUGAUGGAGAAAAAAGAAAAAAUGGCAGUGUGGGGAAAUCACUGUUUACGCGUUGAAAUAUGCACAAAUAAAAUCUUCCAAUAAACCUACUAACCACUUUGACGGAUGUUUUUAGAUUUAUUUUUCUUUGCUCCCACGCACAGAGCUUGACUGACCACAACUGAAUUUAGUUAGCGAGUUGAUAUCCUGCCUCGUAGUACAGCAGAUCGGGAUUACGGAGAUCAGGUGAAGUUGAGUGAGUUGUGGCAGAAUUAUCCUGGGUGUGUUCAUCCAGUUUCUACAGGCCUCUGGGCCACGUACACAGACACAGAGUUAAAUUUUUGUCAAAAAAAUGAAAUGAAAUGUUUGUGUUCAUGUUUGAAAUGUAAGUGAAAUUUGGUUUGAAUAUAAAAUUUGCAUGAAAUUAAUUGUUCAUAGGUCUGUUUACAUUGAUUUUUAAUGAUACAAGGUCUUCAGGUGACUACUGACAAUUUGUAAAAAAUUAUGGAGUAUGUUGAGAUAAAUUAUGGUCGCACUACAUGAUAUUUUUUAAGGUCACGGGCAAUUCAUCUAUAUGAAAAAACACUAAAAAUUGCCUUAUUUAAAAAUUUAAUGUUAAUUUUUGUAUACACAACAUCCUUAGUGUUUGAACUGUUACAAAAGAUAUUCUUAUUUUUGGUAUUUUAAAAUUGGCAUGUUGAAAAACCUUAUAAGUCAUUGACCCGCCUGCAUUAAACUUCAGUCUCAACACUUAUGUCUAUCUAUUAUUUAAACAGACUUCAUAUCAUUUUAAUAGCUGAACCAUCACUGCCAAGGUAUAAUUAAUGAGCUUUGCAAGGCACGCAUGCGCAUUCCACCUAAUUCAGGUCCGCCCCUUACAGUUCUAAUAUCUCCAAGUUAUGAACAAAAACAGUUUUUUUAAAACAUUUGAAAGAAGUGGCCCAGGCGCCAUCUUUGAUAAUGUUAUUUCUACAGUUAAUUUUGAAAGUUGAAGUCUUUACACCAUACACACACAAGCAAAUAAAAGAUCUUUCGCCUUAACACACCUCAAUUAAUAAGUUUUUACCAAUUUCUCCAAACAAAAUUAGACAUUUCUGACAUUAAAAUGUGGUUUUGGGUCAAGCUAUCUUAAGAGUGGAAUUCAUAACUUCAAAUAACUGUCGAUUCUUACACUUUAAUCCUACUUGAUAGAUAACAACUUUAUCUAAAAUCAUUUAACAUGUAAAUUUGAGGGGAAACGGGAGGAUUUCAUUGAUAAAUUUUAAAGCUGUCUUACCUGUCUCGCUGGACAGGAUGCGCUCCUCCCGGCGUCCGUGGGCGGCCAUCCUUAGUUUAAUUCGGAACUGCAGGUGUUCUUCCUCGGCGGUUUUUCGCUCUUGGUGUUCUCCUCAGGUGUUUUUCCUUCUCGGUAAGACUCGUCCAGGUGAAGUUAGCCUUUUCAAACUAUCGUCUUCUCAGAUUAAAGUUUUGCACAAGCCGGCCAGAGGUUCAGUUUGUUUUGAUUUGAAAGAUAUCAAACAUUCCGAAUUUAUAGGCAACCACGAGCGCGCGUCACCGCUCUGUUACUAUGGCUGUCAGUGACGCGCGAGCGUGAGCGAUAGUAUAUGCAGUAAAAAUGUUUAUCAAAUUAUUUUCAUUGUUGAUUUUUAUCUGUUUUCCGAUGUCAUUUCAAUCCAGCCUUGAACACGGAAAUAAAGUUUAUUUCAGUGAAAACAUUUUUUAUUCAACUGUUCGUUUCCAAACCACGGACCGGAAAUAAAGAGUUCUGAUAUACCUGAGCAAGAUCUACAUUUAGUACAAGCUGGGGCGGAUCUACCGGGUGGCAUGGAGUGGCAAAUGCCACCCUAAUAGACAGGCUUGCCACCCCUGUUGCCACCCCAGUUGGCAGCGACAAAUUAAAUGGCCAAUUUGACAUUUACGAAUGUUAAUCUCCAUUGUCCAACUGCGAUGAAAGCAGCACGAGAUUGCAUCAGAGCGUGGGUGGCGACGCAGCGGGUGUUGUGGUGGUGUGCCCGCGAGACGACUGACUUUUCUAAUUGACAAAAGCGAAGGAGCUGGCCAGUAGUCGCAAAAAAAGAGGGAGACACGAGAGGAAUGAGGUAAAAACUGAUUAACUACCAAUGAAAUAAUUUGUGAUGAAAGCACAGUGCUAGCGCUGCGGCAAUGCUGAUUUUGAGAUCGUGUUGAAGAGCGUAAUUUCGCUAAUUUUAAGCUAGGCUACAUGUAGCCUGGCUGGGCCAUCCUGUUGCGUGAGUCACUUGACGUUCCUUCCCACAACAAGGAACGUCAAGUGAUUCACGCAACAGGAUGGCCCGGCGAGGCUAGGCUACAUGUGCAUCAGCAGCUAGAUCCUGUGUAGGCUAUGAAAGCUAAUAUUGAUUCCAUAUCUGGCAGAGCAACAUAAGUAGAAUAAAUUCAAAUCUUGCAGAAAUGAAGAGGAAAGGCUGCAUAAUUAGUUUUUUUUUUCACCAAAGACAAGGAAAAAGGCAGGAGAGAUAGAAAACGAGGUAGACACGAUAAGAAGGAUGAAGAGAGAGGCCAGGUGGACGGAGAGAGAGACCAGGUGGAAGGACAGAGGGAAGACUAAGACAGAGUGGAAGAAGGGAGAGAAAGGCACAACAAAAGUCACCGUAGUAGAACAGCGGGCCAAGGUGACCAGGGACAUGAGGAGGUGGCGGGAGAAGACUAUGUGGAGCAGGGAGAACAUCUCAGAGAUGAGGAGGCAGAAGAGAGACAAGACAACGUGCAGGACCAUAGACUGUAUAUACAAUGGACAACUUGGUUCCACCUACCGCCUGUAUACGGAUUUGAAGCCAAAAAGCUCUCGAUAUUUCCAGGAUUUUUCUUCAUUUCCUGAAACCAGCGCUGCGCAGUAGCGAUGCGCGCAUUCGGCCACGCAGUCGCCGAGAGUCGCCAUGAUAAAGAUUUAGAGAUCAAAGUUGUAAAUUUAGGAGAAUAAAGUCAUAAAGUAAAUAAAGUCAUAAAGCUGCUUUUGUGGAUGGGGAAAUGACUGAAGCUGGUCAUCUGCAGGGUUAUUGGUGGAUGUAUCAGCGGGUCAUUCAGAGAGAUUUUGUGGUUUCUGAAGAAACAAUCCAACUGAUGAUCAACAUUUAUGAUCCAGAGGCAGUCGAGCUCCGACGAGCACCACGUCUCUGACACCGGCGGUAACCUACACCUGCAGAGACACCAACACCUUAUUAUGGCAAAUGGAUUCAUAUCAUAAACUAAAGCUCAAUGCCAUUCACGGCUAUUUACGGCUGCAUAAACGGAUAUAUCCUCAGCAUAUUAAUUUCUGCCAUUUCUAGGCACACUUCAAAUGCGCCGUUCGAUGGUGCGGUCUCUGAAAUGAGACACAGCCAGUGUAUCCCCACAGGUGAGCUACGCAAUCCCUGAACACCCAUAGGCUGUAUCAGGUGUCAAUCAUAGAAAACAUGAACCCCCUAAUAACUUUUAAAAACGGAGCUUCACAGAAAAAAGAGGACUUGAGCACAAACCAGUCUUACUGUAACUACAUGUCAACAUCACAAGCAGGGGGGAGAAAAAUGUAUGUUCUGUGUAAUAAAUUUUUAAAGUUUGUCCACAGCCCCAUAAGCUUUGCUGGCGGAGGCGGGAUUUAUGACCCAUACUGCAGCCGAUCAACAGAGGGUGCUGUUCUCGGAGUGACUUCACCAAGCGAGGAGGCGGAUGCUGUCCAUUCUUUAUACAGUCUAUGUGCAGGACCCAGACAAUGAGAGGGAGAUGAGAGAGCAUGAGUCAUCAGCAACCAUCUCCAGUCAAGCUGGUCCAGAUGGUAAGGAAAGUAGAGAGAGACAUUGCUUGGACUUCUUCAAAUAAAUAUAAAAAUGUGUGUUUGCUUAAAUAUGAAUAACUAGGGAAACUUAAUUGUGAAAAGUGUGAUGACGUGGGGACAGCGCUUUAGUAGUUUGUGAACAAUGUAUUUUAGAUCCACUGCUGAGGUUAACUUCCAGAAUUAAACAAAUGUUAGUGUGUUGACACAGCCUGAUGGUUAUGAGUAACCAAUGACAGUUCCAAUUUGAUUAUGAUUUUAUUAGUAGUUAUAUUGUGUCAUUAUUUCAGAGAAAUGCAGUUUCAAUCUUUCCUCCCCUCCGUAUUCUAGAUAUAUCCAAAUCCAGAUGUGAGCUACCAGUGCAGCCAACACAGGAGGAUUUCCCCAAGACCUUCCAGGAAGGAGCCAGAAGAAGCGUCUGCAGUGACUGGUACAAAUGCCAUCCCUGGCUAGAAUGUUCGCAAUCAAUACUCAGCCUUUAGUCAAAACGCACAAAAGCAUUAGAUCUAGAUAAAUUUGUGAAGUGUUGUGCCGAACAGCAUGGAAAUCGCUGAACUACUCAAACUACUUCUACUGCUUACAUGACUACUCUCACUACGCUGACUACUUAUCAUACUUCUUAUAGUACUACAACUUAAACUUAUGCCACUUCUCACCUUUCUGCCUUUUAAGGUAAUUUCCUUCUUCAUUUAAACUUUAUGCAAUUUUAGACAUUUUUCUAGCCUCUUUAAGCAUGAAUAAAAUUUCAAUUUAUAGAGCAUAUUCAUACUUUUUGUCCUUGAACCAGUUUCACAAUUAUCCAACUUCUAUUUCUUUUUCACCCCUUCAACAGCUUUUAAAUUUAUACCUUUCUCCAUUUUUUAUUAGCAGUUCAGCAUUGCUUUUUCAGAUUUGAGGACUCAACAUUUCCACGCAUUUUCUGUAAGGAAAUGCAAUUUUUUAGUUUUGUGUCAUGUUUUCUUUUUUUGUGUUGUUUUUCUGAUUUAUUGUUGUGUUUUGCACCUCAGGGCCACCGUAAAGAUGUCCACAAAAACAGUUUACCUUCUUAUAAUGCACUAAGAAAGAACCCUUGGUCUACUUUCAUUUUUAACCGCUGAUAAGGCCCCUUCAGCGACCACAACAUCCGGUCUAUGUUUAUCUAAAAAAUAACAUUUAACUGAUCUCAUGUUGUCAAUGUGCGUAGCGUGUAUAAAUAAAAAUAUAAAAGGUAGGUUUUAUUAUCAUCUGCACCAAAUAGCAUGAAUGUGACAGCUACACUUUCUCUUAGUCAAUGUCCAGUUAAUUUCUAAUAUUUAAUUUUCUUUGUAAUUUUGUCAGGAAGGGAAGCUACCCAGUGAAUGUUUGAAAGAAGGCCUCUGCAAAGCCAUACAGACAUCUUUCUUUGAAUGCAUGAGGUCAAUGGUAAGUCAGCAGGGGUGAGAAGGGAGACCAGAAUCAAAACAAAAAUCUAGGAUUUGUUUAAAGAUGACCUGACUGGUGCUCUGUGCCUUAACAAGAGUGUUUCCUCUUUUUCUAGCCGAACACAAGAUCAAGAUUCAGAGGAAGAAAAGGUGAAUAAAAUAAGUUUGUUUAAACUGAGAUUCUUUUGUUAAAACAUUUUAUUGUUUAUUGAACAUUAAAAAAGCUGUGUGACGGUGACAUCAUAUGAUUAGGGUUUGUAUGUACAGUAGUGAGUCAUAGGAUUUAAAAAAUUAGCUUCAUUUUAAGUGUUCACUACAAGAUACUACAAAUACACAGUAUCUAUUUGUUGUCAUUAUAAAAAUGACAAAAAUGCUCUUGAAAUAAAAAAACAAAGGGGCCAAAGAACAACAAAUGAACACUUAUGUUCAGCCCAGAUCUGCAGACAGGAAGUUUCUCACUCAUGGCUCUUUAGCAUGUUCACUGCUGUUAUUUUAAAGCAGCCAUCAUCAUCUGCUCAAACUUCUUCAUAUCCACCUUCUUCAUGAUAAAAGCCUUCUUAGGCGCCUCCUUCCCCUUCAGGAACCCCACAGUAUCCAUGACCAUCAUGCCCCGGGUAUGUGUGCCUGUCAGCUCCACGCUAACAGGAUACUCGUCAUAUUCCAAGAUGAAUGAAUCAUCCAUAGCAGCCGCCAUGGCGUACGAGUCACAGGAAACAAACCCUGUGCCAGCAACAAACUCUUUCUCGCAGCGUUCGCUUCGUGAAGCCUCGAUGCUGUGGCGAAAGAUCCGAGCCAUGAAGCGGGCCUUGUCUGUGUCCUGGGCCAACCAGGCAUCACAAAACUCCUGUCAAAGAAAGGAAAAGAGUAAACAGCAGCUGUAACUCACAGGAUUAUUCAAAUUAUUUAGAGGGGCUGGAUUUGAAAAAAGCUGUAUCCUCAACAUGUGUAACAGCAGUACCAAGUAUCAGGCAGAUAGGAGAACAGGGAGCAUUUGUUUUAAAAGUGCCAGAUUGAGUAAUUACAGGACCUGAUUCUUCUCAUCAGAUAUCUCCAAAGUCUGUAUUAAUAAAUGGAAAUAAAAUUUCUCAGUUACAAAAUGCAAAAGAAUUCGUACCCAGGACAGCUUGCUGUGGCAGGUAAACUCCCAGCAGGCCAGGUAAGUGGGACAGCAAUAAUCCUUCAACACGAUGUAUGCAGCUUCUGGAUCAGCAGCAAAAUUAAACUCAGCACACACUGUGGUGUUUCCUCGAGCUGAGGGAGUAAAUCAGAUCAAACUGCUGGUUACCUGUUUAGAGCAACCCUCAAAGGAGAUAAGAUACAAUAAAACUUUUGGUUUAUCUUGUCUGGAUAAAAAAUUUGACUGACAAUCAGUGUUGCCUCCCAUGAUGUAGAGGCCCCGGAGUUUGCUGGGUAGGGAUGGAUCCAUCCUCACAGCCAGAGCCAGGUUGGUAAGCGGUGCCGUGGCAACAAGAGACACCUGGGGAGAGCACUCAGACUCAAAAACCUUUCAGAUGACAACAGACCGAGAGAGAGCUGUGUCUUUAUCUGUAUCUUUUACCUCUCCUGGGUUUUCAUUGACAAUCCUGAUCAUGGCAGACACAGCACUCUCUUCCUGAACCAGGUCCUGGCUGGGAGGGUUGGGGCAUGGAGCAUCUCCCAACCCGUCCAGUCCGU
This is a messenger RNA of Xyrichtys novacula (pearly razorfish), 10881 nucleotides long. Lineage: Eukaryota; Metazoa; Chordata; Actinopteri; Labriformes; Labridae. The record is from the annotation of a GenBank genome assembly.